GUUUUAGACAGAUCGGUUUCAUACAGUGCAGGUAUGAAUAUAUACAAAUAAUAAUCCGAUUUAUCCUGCUACCCACACCUGUUACUACAGGUGUUGUUAUCGAUGGCGCCGGUUUAAGCCUUCAAAGAGGCGCGAUUAUUUCACAACACUUUCUGUGGUGUCCUAAUUACUGGGGAACUACCAUCAUUGUUUAAAAGGUGACUGGCCCCUGGCAGACAGUAGAGGUAUGAUCGCAUGCCGGUGUAGACAGUAGAGGUAAGAUCGCGCAUCGGUGUAGACAGUAGAGGUAUGAUCGCAUGCCGGUGUAGACAGUAGAGGUAUGAUCGCAUGCCGGUGUAGACAGUAGAGGUAUGAUCGCAUACCGGUGUAGACAGUAGAGGUAUAAUGGCGUGUUGGUGUAGACAGUAGAGGUAUGAUCACAUGUCGGUGUAGACAGUAGAUGUAUAAUGGCGUGUUGGUGUAGACAGUAUAGGUAUGAUCACAUGCCGGUGUAGACCGUAGAGGUAUAAUCGCAUGUUGGUGUAGACAGUAGAGGUAUGAUCACAUGCCGGUGUAGACAGUAGAGGUAUGAUCACAUGCCGGUGUAGACAGUAGAGGUAUGAUCACAUGUCGGUGUAGACAGUAGAGGUAUGAUCACGUUGGUGUAGACAGUAGAGGUAUGAUCGCAUGUCGGUGUAGACAGUAGAGGUAUGAUCGCAUGCCGGUGUAGACAGUAGAGGUAUGAUCACAUGCCGGUGUAGACAGUAGAGGUAUGAUCACAUGUCGGUGUAGACAGUAGAGGUAUAAUCGCAUGUCAGUGUAGACAGUAGAGGUAUGAUCACAUGUCGGUGUAGACAGUAGAGGUAUGAUCGCAUGCCGGUGUAGACAGUAGAGGUAUGAUCACAUGCCGGUGUAGACAGUAGAGGUAUAAUCACAUGUCGGUGUAGACAGUAGAGGUAUGAUCGCAUGUCGGUGUAGACAGUAGAGGUAAGAUCGCGCGCUGGUGUAGACUGAGCUAAUUACUUCAUGAACUGUUCUUUUGUUCUUGAAUUUGCAUCCGGUAUCGACUGUUUUUUUCCUAAUUUAUAAAUUAACGGUAGCUGAACAGGACUUUAAAACUGCCUGUUUAUACAUAAUGCCGGUUUGGAUAUUCACACACACAAAAAGUUUGGAUUUAAUUAUGAAAUACUGGCCCCAUAUUUUUUAUCGUUCUAGGCUUGGUACCCUCCACUGGACUGGGGACGGGGACAACCCAAACUAUGUAUAUACAUGUUGCUAGCAGUAUACGUAUGAGUACUACCACUUUGGAUGUAAGUCGGAUGUGUACUGGGCACAAAGUGGAGUCGAGUCUGGAAAAUGUCAGCUGAAGACCUGCAUCUGAAAACCAACAUGUCGCUCAUUGAUAAAUCAUCUUUUCAAUGUGAAGUCUGCUUAAAGAGUUGUAAAGCCAAGUCUCUUCUGGACAUACACAUGCGUAUUCAUACUGGUGAAAGACCUUUUAGGUGUGGAAUGUGUUUAAAGGAUUUCACAACAAAAAGUAACAUUAAGAUGCACAUGCGAAUCCACACUGGACAAAAAAUAUGUAUCACAUGUUGCAAAGGUUUCUCCACAGAGUGUUGCCUUAGGCAACAUAUGUUGACUCAUACUGGCGAAAAACCUUUCAAAUGUAAAGUGUGCACAAGACAAUUUAUGCAUUGUUCCCACUUGAAAAAACAUAUGUUUGUUCAUACUGGUGAGAAACCUUUCAAAUGUGAAGUGUGCUCAAAAUGUUUUGCAUUUAAUUCCAACUUGAAAAAACAUAUGUUGAUACAUUCUGGUGAGGCUCCUUUCAAAUGUGAAGUGUGCACAAAAUGUUUUACAUUUAAGGACAGGUUGAAAAAACAUAUGUUGAUACAUACUGGUCAAACUCCUUUCAAAUGUGAAGUGUGUGCAGAGUCUUUUAGACACAAUUGUCACUUGAAAGAACAUAUGUUGAUUCAUACUGGCGAGAAACCUUUCAAAUGUGAAGCAUGCAAAAAAUGUUUUACAUAUUUUUCUCAAUUGAAACAACAUAUGUUGACUCAUACUGGCGAGAAACCUUUCAAAUGUGAAGUGUGCACAAGCUCUUUUAUGCACAUUUCCCAUUUAAAACAACAUAUGUUGAUUCAUGCAGGCAAGAAACUUUUCCAAUGUGAAGUGUGCACAGAAUGUUUUACUUACAGUUCCAGCUUGAAACAACAUAUUUUGAUUCAUACUGGUGAGAAACCUUUCAAAUGUGAAGUGUGCACAAAAUGUUUUGCACGAAGUUCCAGCUUGAAACGGCAUAUGUUGAAUCAUAAUAGCGAGAAACUUUUCAAAUGUGGAAUGUGUGCAGAAUGUUUUAUUUAUAGUUCCAGCUUGAAAGAACAUAUUUUGAUUCAUACUGGUGAGAAACCAUUCAAGUGUGAAGUGUGCAAUAAAUCAUUUACACGAAGUUCCAGCUUGAAACGGCAUAUGUUGUAUCAUGCUGGUGAGAACCUAUUGAAUGUGAACUUUGCAUAAAAUGUUGGACACAGCUAGUUCCUGUUUGAAAGACAAUAUGGUGAUUCAUACUGGUUAGAAACGUUUCAAAUGUGAAAUACAUGUAUGCACAAAAUGUUUUACACCAAGUUCCUAUUUCAAAGACCAUAUUGCAGUGCCUGCGCUUAACUUUUUUUUGUUGAGUUGCCAUCCGGGCAAGUGGUGACAGCACUUUCACUUGCCCAGGUCUAUUUUCACUUGCCCGAAUAAUAUUUUCUGAAAAAACAAACAAUAUUGCAACAGAUUAUAAGAGAAAACAUUUAUUUUGAGUAUUUUCCUGCACUCAACCAACCCACUCUUUAAAUAAAUAACAGACAUGCCACUGUGACUCCCCACUGUCACUGUCAAUACAUUUGUGGUAUUUCCAACAAACAAAGAUGCUUGCAUUCACCAAACGUUGAGCACUGGUAUAACUGACACAACCCCUUCCUCCCCCCCCACUCCAUCUCAAUGAAAUAAUAAUAAUUAAAAAAAAACCUAAAAUAUGUUCAGUGGAUAUGAUCUAUGACGUGUACACAUAAGCAAGGCCGAAUCUUGUCGACAUGAAUUUGUGCCCAAUUUUACAUGCCACUUAACUUACCUUACACCUAUUCUUAUAUUGGGCAUAUGUUUAUAUGUAAAAGCAGACCUACACUUUUUCAUGGUGUAAAGUAGGCUAUACAUAGCUGUACUUUUAUUUAUUUAUUAAUUAUUGAUUUUUUUUUUUUUUUUAAAUCGGUCGCCAGGCGGGCAACCUUACUGUGGGUUUUCAGUCGCCCGUCGUCGUUUUCAGUCGCCAGGGGCGAUCGGGUGACCCCUGAUAUUGUGAUUCAUACUGGUUAGAAACUUUUCAAAUCUGAAGUACCGUAUGCAUAAAAUGUUUUACACCAAGUUCCUAUUUCAAAGACCAUAUUAUGAUUCUUACUGGUUAAAAACUUUUCAAAUGUGAAAUAUAUGUAUGCACAAAAUGUUUUACGUACACCAAGUUCCUAUUUGAAAGACAAUAUGGUGAUUCACACUAGUUAGAAACUUUUCAAAACUGAAGUAUGCACAAAAUGUGUUACACAGAAUUCCAACUUGAAACAGCAUAUGAUGAAUCAUAAUGGUGAGACACCUUGCAUGUGAAAUGUGCACAAAAUGUUUUACUCACAAUUGGAACUUAAAACAACGUGUUGAUUCAUACUUCCUAUUUCAAAGACCAUAUUGUGAUUCAUACUGGUUAAAAACUUUUUAAAUGUGAAAUGUGCACAAAAUGUUUUCUACAAUUGCACCUUUAAACAACAUAUAUUGAUUCAUAAUAUAAAGAAAUCUUUCAUAUGUGAAAUGUGCACAAAAUGUGUACAUGUAGUUCCACAUUGGGACAACACGUGUUGAUUCGUAAUGGUGAGAAAAAUGUUUUACAUAUAUACUAGGCGACUUCCUCCUUGAAGCCUAUUUCUCAUUCCAGCCAGUGCUCCACAACUGGUGUAGCAAAUGCUGUGGUAUGUACUACCCUGUCUGUGGGAUGAUGUAUAUAAGAGAUCCCUUGCUGCUAAUUGAAAAGAGUAGCCCAUGAAGUGGUGACAGUGGGUUUCC
Gigantopelta aegis is the source of this 4071-nucleotide messenger RNA. RefSeq names its product zinc finger protein 83-like. The coding region runs from base 1336 to 2499 and encodes 387 amino acids. The record is from RefSeq and is a predicted model, not a curated record. Lineage: Eukaryota; Metazoa; Mollusca; Gastropoda; Neomphalida; Peltospiridae. The transcript is spliced from 2 exons.